This is a messenger RNA of Bombus pyrosoma, 671 nucleotides long. RefSeq names its product histone H2B-like. Gene Ontology annotation, molecular function: structural constituent of chromatin; DNA binding; protein heterodimerization activity. Gene Ontology annotation, cellular component: nucleosome. Lineage: Eukaryota; Metazoa; Arthropoda; Insecta; Hymenoptera; Apidae. Bases 1 to 366 code for a protein of 121 amino acids. The record is from RefSeq and is a predicted model, not a curated record. The transcript has a single exon.
AUGCCUCCCAAAACUGCCGUAAAAGUAGGAAAGAAACAGAAAAAUGUUAAUGUAAGCGAACCUGAUCGAAAGAAAAGGAAAAAGAAGAAGGAGAAUUAUGAGAUUUAUAUCUAUAAAGUACUUAAACAAGUUCAUCCAGACACAAAUAUUUCGAGCAAAGCCAUGAACAUCAUGAAUAGUUUUGUGAACGAUAUAUUCGACAGAAUUGCUGCCGAAGCAUCUUGUUUGUCCAAAUACAGCAAUAGAAAUAUUAUUACAUCGAGAGAGAUACAAACCGUCGUCAGGCUUUUAUUGCCUGGACAACUUGCUAAGCAGGCAGUUAGCCAAGGUACAAAGGCAGUUACUAAGUAUAUAAAGAGCAAAUAAACAAAAGAACAUCUCCCUUCACAAACUGAGAACAAUCGGCCCUUUUCAGGGCCACCAAUUUCUUUUUUACAUUGGAACUUUUGCUUGUUUUCCUUUUUAAUUCUUCUAAUCGAUUAGAAUUGUAAUCUGAGUAGAAUUUAAAUAAACAUCUAUUAAUUCUGUAUUAUCCAAUCAAGAUACGUGUAUGUAGCAAGAUCAUAAACUAUAGAAAAACGGCACCGAUUAGUAUCAUAGACUUGGAGUUGUAACAUUGUAUUUGUAUUGCGCAAUAAACGAUAUAUGAUUACCUCAUUUAGAAAUAGCAA